Oryza brachyantha (malo sina) is the source of this 4560-nucleotide messenger RNA. Its product is annotated as probable protein NAP1. The transcript is spliced from 24 exons. Gene Ontology annotation, biological process: cell projection assembly; cell morphogenesis; cortical actin cytoskeleton organization. Lineage: Eukaryota; Viridiplantae; Streptophyta; Magnoliopsida; Poales; Poaceae. Bases 173 to 4246 code for a protein of 1357 amino acids. The record is from RefSeq and is a predicted model, not a curated record. Gene Ontology annotation, cellular component: SCAR complex.
UCCGCAGCUGGCUCGGCUGGUACUACCACCACCACUGCUCCACCUCCGCGCGAGAGAGCGAGCUCCCUCCCUCCUCCGCAAUGGCAGCGAGAUCUCGCCGCCGCUGAAGGCUACGCCCCCCCUGCUGCUACCUGCACGCGCGGCGUCCCCCUAGUUGUUCUGUACUCAAAACAUGGCCCAUGUUUCGUUCAAAUCCAAGGAAGCUGACAGCAUGUCCCGCUGGUCGAAGUACCUAAGCACUGAAGAGUCACCCCCCUCAGCAUCAGUAAGUUGGAGGACUAUGGGUGUUGAUGGUCCUCAAGGUUCUGCAAGUGGACAGAAACAUCUUCAGAUGGAGCCAGUCGUCCAACUGUCAAAGGUCGCUGAAGGAUUGUUGGCCAAAAUGUAUAGGCUGAAUAGCAUCUUGGACUAUCCUGAUCCAAAUAUGCACACAUUUUCAGAAGCAUUUUGGAAAGCUGGUGUUAUGCCAAAUUUCCCAAAAAUUUGCAUUACACUAUCAAAGAAAUUUCCUGAACAUCCUAACAAGCUGCAGCUUGAAAAGGUAGAUAAGUUUGCUCUUGAUGCUUUGAAUGAAAACGCAGAAGGUUACAUGCAAAAUCUUGAGCAAUGGAUCAUGUUGCUUCUUGAUUUGCUGGAAUUCCGUGAGCAAGCUCUGCGGCUUAUUUUAGACCUGAGCAGCACAGUCAUAACAUUACUGCCACAUCAGAACUCUUUAAUUCUUCAUGCCUUCAUGGAUCUUUUUUGCUCUUUUGUGCGAGUUAGUCUUUUCUCUGACAAGAUACCUAGAAAGAUGAUCCUUCAAGUUUACAACCUCUUGCACAUCAUGCUAAAGGGUGGCCGUGAUUGUGAAUUUUAUCAUAGAUUGGUUCAAUUUGUGGACUUAUAUGAUCCACCAGUCAAGGGGUUGCACGAAGAUCUAAAUUUUGUGAGCCCACGUAUUGGAGAGGUCCUGGAGGCUGUUGGUCCAAUUAUCUUUCUUUCAACUGAUACAAAAAAGUUAAGAAAUGAAGGGUUCCUUAGCCCAUUUCAUCCACGUUAUCCGGACAUCCUUACAAACUCUGCUCAUCCUAUGAGGGCCCAAGACCUGGCUAAUGUAACAUCAUAUCGUGAAUGGGUUCUUCUUGGAUAUCUUGUUUGUCCGGAUGAACUACUUCGAGUGACCAGUAUAGAUGUUGCGAUGGUUGUUCUGAAAGAAAAUUUAGUACUCUCCCUGUUCAGAGAUGAGUACAUCUUACUUCACGAGAACUAUCAGCUCUAUGUCCUUCCAAAAGUUUUAGAAUCAAAGAGAAUGGCUAAAUCUGGACGUACUAAGCAAAAGGAAGCUGAUCUGGAAUACAAUGUUGCAAAGCAGGUUGAGAAAAUGUUAAUGGAAGUACAUGAACAAGCAUUGGUGUCAGCUGAUGCUUUACAUCAUGAAAGGAGAAUUCUUCUGAAACAGGAAAUUGGAAGGAUGGUUUUGUUUUUCACAGAUCAACCUAGUCUUCUAGCUCCUAAUAUUCAGAUGGUAUUUUCUGCUCUUGCUUUGGCUCAAUGCGAGGUGGUUUGGUACUUCCAGCAUGUGGGGAUCGCAUCAUCAAAAUCUAGUCGAGGGAGAACUUUUGACAUUGAUGCAGCAGACCCAACUAUUGGAUUCCUAUUAGAUGGAAUGGGCAAACUUUGUUGCCUGGUUCGCAAAUAUACAGCAGCAAUAAAAGGUUAUGCAUUAUCAUACUUGUCAUCUUGUGCUAGAAGAAUACGGUUCUUGCUUGGUACUCCAGGCAUGGUUGCUCUUGACUUAGAUGCCACCCUGAAGGGCCUGUUCCAGCAAGUCCUCCAUUGCCUGGAAAACAUUCCGAAACCUCAGGGGGAAAAUGUCCCUGCUAUUACUUGUGACUUAACUGAUUUGCGGAAGCACUGGCUAUCCAUAUUGAUGAUUGUCACAUCUUCACGAUCAUCCGUAAAUAUUAGACAUUUGGAGAAGGCUACUGUGUCUACUGGGAAGGAGGGUCUGGUCUCAGAAGGCAAUGCUGCUUACAAUUGGUCUAGAUGUGUGGAUGAACUUGAGGGUCAGCUUUCCAAACAUGGAAGCCUUAAAACACUUUACUUUUAUCAUCAGCAUCUUACAACGGUCUUCAGAAACACAAUGUUUGGUCCAGAAGGCCGUCCCCAACAUUGCUGUGCAUGGCUUGGAGCAGCUUGCUGUUUUCCAGAAUGUGCUUCUUCAAUUAUUCCUGAAGAGGUUAACAAGAUUAGUAGAGAUUCCAUCUCAUAUGUUGAGUCCCUUAUCGAGUCUAUAAUGGGUGGAUUGGAAGGUUUGAUAAAUAUUCUAGAUUCGGAAGGUGGAUUUGGUUCACUAGAGAUGCAGCUUUCGCCAGAGCAAGCAGCUAUUCGAUUGAAUAAUGCAACAAGAGCGAAAACUGUUUCAGGCUUGUUAGCACCAGGGCAUGAGAGCUAUCCUGAUAAUAGUUCUUCAGUUAAGAUGCUGGAAGCUGCCAUGCAAAGGUUGACAAGUCUAUGUUCUGUUCUAAAUGACAUGGAGCCUAUUUGUGUUCUCAAUCAUGUUUUUAUUCUCCGAGAGUACAUGAGGGACUGCAUCAUAGGUAAUUUUAGGAGAAGAUUUCACAGCAUGAUUAGAACUGAUAACUGCCUUCAGCGACCAUCAGUCAUAGAAUCUCUUCUAAGAAGACACCUGAGCAUCAUCCAUCUGGCAGAACAGCAUAUCAGUAUGGACCUUACUGAAGGUAUACGGGAAGUGCUACUUGCAGAGAGUUUUACUGGGCCAUUUCCCAACCUGCAAGUAUUUGAGACACCAGCAGAAACACAGGGAGGAGGAUCUGCCAUAGACAUAAUAUCUAAUUGGUACAUUGAGAAUUUCGUAAAGGAUGCAUCUCGCGCUGGAGUUAUUUUUGAUGCAACUCAGAAUUGCUUUAGGAGCUCACAGCCUAUUGGUGGUGGAUAUUUAGCGGAAGCAUUCACAGAUAAAAGAGAACUCAAAGCACUUGUUCGUCUAUUUGGUGGUUAUGGAAUAGAUAGGUUGGAUAAGUUGUUAAGGGAACAUACAUCUGCUCUACUAAAUUGCAUCGACUCAGCUCUUAGGUCAAACCGUGAUCCCUUAGAGGGCCUUGCUGGAAGUGUAAACUCCGGUGAUAGGAUUGAAAGAGAUGCAAAUCUAAAGCAGAUAAUUGACAUCGAAACAUUGGCUGACUUCUGUAUCCAGGCAGGCCAGGCAAUAACUUUUCGACGGUUAUUGGUAGAAGCUGUUGGGGCUGUCCUUGAAGAGAAGGUACCUCUCAUAUAUUCCCUGCUGAAGGGAUUAGCUAUGCAGUUGCCAGAUGAGCUACCUGAUGGAAAUGAGAUCAUUAGACUAAGAAGGGUCGCUAGCAGUGUUGGUGUCGGUGACAAACAUGAUGCCGAGUGGGUCCAUUCUAUUCUGACAGAAUUAGGUUCUGCUAAUGAUAAUUCUUGGACCUUACUUCCAUAUCUUUGUGCUGCAUUUAUGGUGUCCAAUGUUUGGAGCACUGCUGUUUAUGAUGUCAAUACAGGUGGAUUCGGUAACAAUUUGCAUUGCUUAGCAAGGUGUGUAAGUGCUGUGGUUGGAGGAAGUGAGUACACUAGGAUGGAAAGGGAACGUCGGAGAAGUUCUCUUUCAAAUGGGCAUAUGGAUGAGCUUCAAGAGUCUGAAUUACUGAGCCAUGUCUCAGCUGAAGCAAAUAUUAAAUCUGCUAUGCAACUCUAUGUCAAAUUGUCUGCAGGGUUAGUCCUGGAUUCGUGGAAUGACACUAGCAGGCCACACAUUGUUCCAAAGCUAAUAUUCCUCGAUCAACUCUGUGAGAUGUCCCCCUACCUCCCAAGGAGCACCUUAGAAGUUCACAUACCUUACACCAUUCUCCGUUCAAUCUACCAUCAGUUAUAUGGAGCUUCACUGAUGGCCUCAGAACCAAUGGAGCCAUCACCAAGGCAGUCCCCUCUGAUAUCUCUGGCACAUGCAUCACCAUCAAUGAAGCCAAAUCGAGCUGAUACAACACCCAGAUCUCAUACUUUCGACCUGGGAUACCAUAGUUCAUCUGGGUCCCAGUACGACGAAAGCUAUGAAGGGGAUAGAAGAACUGGAGAGAGGCAACUGCGCAGUAUGAGGCGAUCAGGGCCACUAGAUUACACUGGAAGCAGGAAAGUGAAGUUUGUGGAGGGUUCAAGCUCUGCAAGCCAUGGUGGUGGCUCAUUGCAGAGAUUUGCUGUGUCAAGAUCUGGCCCCCUUUCUUACAAAUAAGACUACGAUAAACAACACUAAUCUGCUGGCAAUCAGUAUCUAGCAAUUUGUAUUUGAGUGGACUCCUGCCAAUGCCCCCUUUCGACUUUGUAGAUCAUCCGAGCAUGUGUUAUUUAGCUCCUUCACAUCAAGAUAGAGUAAUAUGUAUUGUAGCUGUAUUUACGUACCUAGUGCACUUGUAAGUAAUCCCUCCUGUAAGCUGGAAUUUCGGUAGAGAACUUUGCAGUUUGUGUAAUAUUAAUGUGCUAGCUGUAUGUGUGUUAAUGCAAAUGGAUUGUACAAUCACCUAACCCAGAUGUAACGAACGACCAUAA